AUGACUCCCCGUCGGUCCUCUCGUGCCCGCACCUCCCAACCGUCCCCGGCCAUUCUCCAGCAUACGAAUUCCUCCAGCUCCUCAAACUCCUUGACUCGAGAAAGAAGCACCCGAUCGAAUCAUAAAAUCUCUUCUCCCCAACGAUCUUCCACCCAGCGGUCCCAGUCCAUCGACGAUGCCGACAGUGGCACGAGAAGCGACUACCCACAGACGCGGCAGCGCCAGCGCGCUCGAGGAGAAGAUGAGAAUGGACAGCAACUGAGACUAAAUGGGGAAGAAGAAGACGAGGAUGAUGAAGGAGAAGGAGAUGAAGAAGAAGAGAUCACCAGAUGUCUCUGUGGGCAGCAGGAAUACCCAGGCUUGCCUCCCUCUCGUCGGGAGGCACUCGGUCGCAACGGGUUGGCUGCCGGCUUCAAGGACGAAAAUGCCUUGAACAUCUCCACACAAUCAUCCGAUCUGAUGUCCGACGACAUUGGCAGCAUGUUCAUCCAAUGUGACUCCUGCAAGGUCUGGCAACACGGCGGCUGUGUGGGUAUCAUGGACGAGGCCAUGAGCCCCGACGAGUACUUUUGCGAGGAGUGUCGGAAGGAUCUUCACAGAAUAGAAAAUGAGCCCAAUGGUCAAUAUUCCUCACAGUACCUACCUGUCGUCCCGGAACCGUCUUCCGCCGCAACAUCUCGCGAUUCAUCGCGAGAUAACUCUCGACGCGCGAAAGAUUCCAGGUCCCGCCAGAGCGAGUCCCUCACCAACCCAAAACGAAGGUCGACGAUGAAUAGCCGCGACGCUGCGUACGACGAAGAGGAGCAGCUUCGUCGAGCAAUCGAGGAAAGUAAGGAAGAUAACACCCAAACUGCCGCCGAGGACCCUGCUGGACGACGCGCAAAGAGAAGUCGAAGCGACAGUGAGGCCCACAAACAAGUCGCGAAGCGGCCGCGCACGAGCUCACCUUCUCCAACCACUGUUCUGGAACCCAAUGAUCCCGAAUCUCAGGUACCCUCAGAAGACGAAUCAACAACAAAAACAAAUGGCAAUGGUGAUAAACACCCCACAGCGGCUUCUCGAAACCAGCGCGAAAGGGAAGCAAAGAACACAGAAGAGCCUGAAACGGAGCCUCAAGAUACUGCGAAUCACAAGAAAGUGAGACCAGAAAGACGGAAGGGUGAAGGCGCCGACUCUGACCAUGAGAUGGGUUCCCCGACAAAACCAGCUGUCGAAGAGGUGGUAGAACCUCCACAGCCCAGCCCCGAAACCACUGUGCCGGUCCCCGAACCUGCGCCCGUUCGUCCACCCACCCGCAAGUCCGGUCGCCCACCUGCACGCCGUGGAGGCCGGGUUGGGCGUAAUCAAUACACAAGAGAUCGGGAUCUCAAUGGGGCCGAUCUGGGUUUCAUGGGCAAUUCCCCACGACGCGGGGGAUCGCACGAUAUUGGCGGAGACUCGCCAAGAGUGGGUGGCAUGAACGGGGCACAUAUGAACGUGGACUCGGGCAAACCGAGCAGACCGCGGUACAUGAACCCACAGCGAACCACAAUGAAUGAGAUGAAAAGACGGGUCGCGGGUAUUCUUGAAUUCAUCUCACGCAUGCAAGUCGAGAUGGCGGUAGCCGGAGAUUCUUCCCCUCCCGGAAACGGUGAUGGGCCCAACGGCAUACUUACCGUGUCGUUGGCUGAUCAAAAUGACCAUCCUUCACACCCGUUGACUAACGGUGUGGAGUUAGGAGCAGCUAUACUCGGCAGUGGAACGGAUUCUAUUCAGGCCCCCAAAGAGAAAGACUUCAGAGAAAUGAGCAGCGUGGAGAUGAUGGAUGUCCUCACGCGCCAUCUGCUGAAAUGGCAGCAGGAAUAUGGCAAGUUCGGGGAAAGGUGA
Messenger RNA from Aspergillus clavatus NRRL 1, 1866 nucleotides. RefSeq names its product putative transcriptional regulator (Cti6). NCBI's taxonomy places the organism in Eukaryota, Fungi, Ascomycota, Eurotiomycetes, Eurotiales, Aspergillaceae. The record is from RefSeq and is a predicted model, not a curated record. Gene Ontology annotation, cellular component: Rpd3L-Expanded complex; Rpd3L complex. Gene Ontology annotation, biological process: negative regulation of rDNA heterochromatin formation; negative regulation of silent mating-type cassette heterochromatin formation. The transcript has 4 exons. The coding region runs from base 1 to 1866 and encodes 621 amino acids.